Messenger RNA from Trichomonas vaginalis G3, 1134 nucleotides. RefSeq names its product protein of unknown function (DUF3447). The transcript has a single exon. Lineage: Eukaryota; Parabasalia; Trichomonadida; Trichomonadidae. Gene Ontology annotation, molecular function: protein binding. The record is from RefSeq and is a predicted model, not a curated record. Bases 1 to 1134 code for a protein of 377 amino acids.
AUGUUUGUUAAUAAGGACGAGCAUACGAAGUAUGCAGAACUUUUGGUAACAUACAAAGACUAUGUUGAAACAUUUAACUCAUUGUAUCAGCUUAAGUCAGAAAACGAAGAAGAAAUUAACAAGUUAUUCAAUAUGAUCAAAACAAAUCUUAUCGAUACCAAAUAUUUUGGUGUAGACCAGAUCAUAAAAAUAUUUAGUAAUAUAAUUAUUUACAGGAAUGGUUACUUAAAAUCAUAUUUCGCACUUUUCAAAAAAUUUUACGAAGAAUAUCAUCCAAAACAAGUUCCUGGAAUUUCAGUAAUUUUUAAUUACUUUGCAUAUAAAAAAUAUGGCAUUGUUUUAGAUAAUAUGCGCAAGUCUUCAAUCAAUCAACUGGAAAAACAAAAUUUAUCAUUGGAUGUUCAUGAAGAAAACACAAUCUACAGAUCAAUUAUGAAUGAUGACAAAGAGCGCUUUAUUGCAUUCACAGAAACUCCAGAAUUUGAUGAAAAACAAUUAUUCAAAAGUGAAUUAUAUCCAUAUAACAAAGAAGGAUAUAAUCUGAUUGAAUUAUGUUGUUAUCAUGGAGCAGUUAAUUGCUUUAAGUUUCUUAGAACCAAAUAUAAAUCUCCAAUCACAGAAACAUGUCUUCAAUUUUCUUUCUUGAGUGGAAAGCCUGAUAUCAUGAGUGAAUGCAUGAAAGCUCGGCGCCCAUAUGAUAGUUGUAUGCGAUAUGCAAUUAUUUCACACAAUAUUGAUUUUAUUUGUUUCUUGAUGAAUGAAUACAAUAUCAGAAUUUCCCUUGAAAACUGUUGUGAAUUUAAAAAUCUCCAAGCAUUUUUGGUAUUUUUAGACCAAACGGAAUAUAUACAAACGGCAUUUACUUAUUCAGCAAGCUUUAAUAUUCCAGAACUUUGCAAAUAUCUAAUUCAAUGCGAUUCUAAUAUAUUAUUAACCAUGAACAAUGCAUACCCGAAUACAAACACAGCUAUUAAUUACGCUGUUGAAGGAAAUUCUGUUGAAACUGCAAAAUUUUUAUUUGAUAAUGGAGCGAAAUUUAACAGAUUUCACUCUGAGAAGUAUGAGCUUCAUAUUGCAAUAAUAAAUAAUUGUAAAAAAUGGUCGAAUUACUUCUUUCUAAAGGCGCCGAAAUAA